GACUCCUCCGCGAAGCAGAGCGCGCCGUGGGUGGGAUUACGGGUGCCGAGCCCUGCCCCCUCCUGGAGACGCUGCGCGUGUGAGCGGCAGGGCUGCGUUUGAAUUUCCGCACCUCGGGAGUUGCGGAGACGACAUCGCUGAAGCUGCCUGGGUGAAGAGCCACUUUUUUUUUUUUUUUUUUUUUUACCCCCCCUCGUGUUGGGAGAGUAGCCGUCUCUGGGACUUGUUUCAGAUCCCAUCUUCUCUGCAAAUCACCAGGUUGCAUCUUCCCUGAUCGGAAUACAUCUCUGAAAAGGACAUGGAUGAAAAUGAAAGCAGCCAGUCCCUGAUGACGAGCAGCCAAUAUCCAAAAGAAGCAGUAAGAAAACGCCAAAAUUCAACCCGGAGCUCUGUAGGAAGUGAUUCUUCUAGGUUUUCCAGGAAAAGUUUCAAACUGGAUUACAGACUAGAGGAAGAUGUAACUAAAUCAAAGAAAGGAAAGGAUGGCAGAUUUGUUAACCCAUGGCCGACGUGGAAAAAUCUCUCCAUUCCAAACGUUCUCAGAUGGCUGAUAAUGGAAAAAGAUCACAGCAGUGUUCCAGGCUCCAAGGAGGAACUUGACAAAGAGCUCCCGGUGCUGAAGCCGUAUUUUAUCGACGAGCCGGAGGAGGCUGGAGUGCGGGAGGCCGGCCUGCGGGUCACGUGGCUGGGACACGCCACGGUGAUGGUGGAAAUGGACGAGCUCAUCUUCCUCACCGACCCCAUCUUCAGCUCUCGCGCGUCACCGUCACAGCACGUGGGUCCCAAGCGGUUCCGCCGCGCACCCUGCACCGUGAGCGAACUGCCCCCGAUAGACGCGGUCCUCAUCAGCCACAACCACUAUGACCACCUGGACUACAACUCCGUCCUCGCCCUGAACGAGCGCUUCGGCUCGGAGCUGCGGUGGUUCGUGCCUCUGGGCCUCCUCGACUGGAUGCAGAAGUGCGGCUGCGAGAACGUGAUCGAGCUGGACUGGUGGGAGGAGAACUGUGUCCCCGGCCACGAUCAGGUCACCUUUGUCUUCACCCCUUCACAGCACUGGUGUAAAAGGACUCUCAUGGAUGACAACAAGGUUCUGUGGGGCAGCUGGUCUGUCUUGGGGCCCUGGAGCCGGUUUUUUUUCGCAGGAGACACUGGUUAUUGCCCGGCUUUCGAAGAGAUAGGAAAACGGUUUGGCCCCUUCGACCUCGCGGCUAUUCCCAUCGGCGCGUAUGAACCCAGGUGGUUUAUGAAAUACCAGCACGUAGACCCAGAAGAAGCUGUGAGGAUUCACAUUGACGUUCAGACAAGGAAAUCUGUGGCAAUUCACUGGGGAACUUUUGCCUUAGCAAAUGAGCAUUACUUGGAGCCCCCAGUGAAGCUGAGCGAGGCUCUAGGAAGAUACGGACUUAAGCCGGAAGAUUUUUUUGUCUUGAAGCAUGGAGAAUCCAGAUACCUCAAUACUGAUGAGGACAACUCGGAAUAAAUGUGAGCGCAGGAGCCGUCAGUGAUGAAGGUAUCUGCAAAGCUCAGACAGACUCACAAACGCAUGAACAUGAGGAAUUCCAAUACUUAGGAAACAACCUCAACGAGUUAGUGUUCUGUUUUGCGCGGUAACUUGCUUGCUUGCUGUGCUUGCCAAUCUCUACAGAGAAGCAGGAGUUCCGAGGUGGGUUAUUUACACAGUGAAUUGGCUAAGGGGAAUUAAAACCCUCUCGAUAGUGUAAGCAUUGCAAUGGAAUUUUGUUCUUUUUAAUAUUAUAGUGUAAUGGUAGAAGUCGGAGGUUAUGAAAAUGGAUUUUAAGGUCUCAUUUCUGUUCUUCUGGUAAAGGGCCUCCUACAAGGUGAGUCUAUCUAACGAGACGGUUUCAGAGGCCGCACAUCUAAACCUGUUUUCUAUUCACGUUAAAGGACGUGAGGACACUGCCACCCACGCGCUUACAGCAGCCCUCCCUGCUCCGUCAGAUUAGCUUAUAUGCCAGAUGCGCAGUGAUUUAUUUUUUUAAGCAUAGAAACAUAAGAGGUUGGGCGAAGUUCCCAUUUUUAAAGACUUACUUUUUUAGAAGAGGAAGAGUAUUUUCUGUUUUACAUCUACAAUCCCCAAAUCAGAAGCAGAGCUGGCGAGGGGCAGGGAAGGGGGGUGGUUAGGAGGACAUGAUUGGUGACAUUUUCUAUUUUUAAUCUAAAAGUCAGACCUGCUAAGCACAAAGAUAGCUUCCAGGAAAUAAUAUUUUACAAAGACAAAUGCAGUUCUUCAAAUGUUAAUUCUCUAUUCCAUCUUCUGUCCAUCUACUCAUUUUCCCACCUCCUUUCUUUAUUCCAACUAUGAAUGUAUCAAUAAAGUCUAUAUAGUUUGUUUUACAGGAUUCACAUGGCUUAUAUUUUUAUACUGAAUGACCUCUAAGCCCGAUUCUACUUUGACUAAGCUAGUGUGGAACACUAGCAGUUAAGAGAGAAAUGGUUUUGGGGAAUUAGCUGACCAGAGUUUAAUCCUGGAGGGGCUCUGUGGCCCUUGACUGCUCUACCUACCACCAGAGCCGAUGAGACACAUUAGAGGCCCUCCUGUGCUCCUGGCUUCCCAGUCUCCAUGAAGCAAACGUUAUUUACACAAAAUAAUCAAAAUAGGUUUUCUACAGCAAAUGCUACCCAGGCGGUAAUCUAUUUAUUUUCACAUACAUAUAUAUAUAUGCACGCCACCUGUUAGCCACUUAAUCUCAGUUUUAAUCCCGUUUCCACCAUGGAUUUUGUGUGUAUCCUGCAGUAAGUCACCUGUGCUCACCAUGCCUCAGUUUCCUCAUGUGGAACAAGAGGACAUUUUGACCUACCUCCAAAAAAUGUGAAUAAGUAGUGUUUUUUUUUUUAA
Messenger RNA from Enhydra lutris kenyoni (northern sea otter), 2860 nucleotides. RefSeq names its product N-acyl phosphatidylethanolamine phospholipase D. The transcript is spliced from 5 exons. Lineage: Eukaryota; Metazoa; Chordata; Mammalia; Carnivora; Mustelidae. Gene Ontology annotation, molecular function: zinc ion binding; N-acylphosphatidylethanolamine-specific phospholipase D activity. Gene Ontology annotation, cellular component: membrane-bounded organelle; cytoplasm. The record is from RefSeq and is a predicted model, not a curated record. The coding region runs from base 299 to 1483 and encodes 394 amino acids. Gene Ontology annotation, biological process: N-acylethanolamine metabolic process; N-acylphosphatidylethanolamine metabolic process.